Aspergillus neoniger CBS 115656 is the source of this 357-nucleotide messenger RNA. RefSeq lists its product as uncharacterized. The record is from RefSeq and is a predicted model, not a curated record. The transcript has 2 exons. The coding region runs from base 1 to 357 and encodes 118 amino acids. Lineage: Eukaryota; Fungi; Ascomycota; Eurotiomycetes; Eurotiales; Aspergillaceae.
AUGCCGCUGGCGCGGACUUCUUCCGGUCUCACUUUUCUUUCGCUUCUUUUCUCUGCUCCUGUUGAAAUGGUGACUGGAUGGAUUGGUCUGCUGUACCGCGCGGGGUAUGGUCAAGUCUUGGCGUCCAGUGAGCUUGGUUCGAAUACGAGAUGUUGUAGAGUAGUCUGUCUAGUUGUGUUGUUCACCGGCUUUUGCGCUUGGAAGUAUCUUUCUCUUACAACUAUUGGUUGGGAUCUUCCUAUUUUGUUCUUGGUGGGGGAUGAUGAUGGGUAUGACGAACGGUUGCUUAAAGUGGAUUUUACCCUCGAGUCCAACCAGAAGUUGACUAUGUUUACCAACAAUGAUCACAAGACAUAG